AUGACGUUAGUUUCUAUGUUUUUUAUCUAUUUAAAUGCAAUAACACAUACGAAAAAUGUUAGCGAACAACAAGUCAAACCAAAUGUUUAUUACAAUAUUGCUUUUUAUUUGCAAUAUGUUUCCAAAAGUCGCGUACGAUUUGGUUAUUUAUCCAAAAUAUCAGCACUGACUUCAAUUAAAUUUCCUCAACUUGAACAAUAUCGUCAAACAUAUAAUCCAGCUAAUCCACAAUGUCGAUGUCAUCCGCAUCAUGCUACGAUUAUUGAACCUCGAAAUGAUUGUUUUCAUAGAUCAGAUACAUUAUUUAUUAGUUUUGCUGGUGGUGCUCUGCUUGUUGGAGGAUUUACAUUGACAGAAUGGAAAUCAACAUUUACAAAAUUUAAUUUACAAGCGGAUACAUUAUUUUUAACUGAUCCCGCACAAUCAUUUUAUUUGCAAGAUCCAACCUAUUCAUGGCAAGGAUUGAAAUAUUAUCGAUCUUUAAUACAAAAAUAUUCUAAAUUAUAUAAGCAUGUUAUACUAAUUGGCGCUUCAAUGGGAGCAAGUAUGGUUUGUAUGUGUAGCGAUCUUGCUACACUUUCAGUUGCAUUCAAUCCAA
This is a messenger RNA of Rotaria sordida, 598 nucleotides long. NCBI's taxonomy places the organism in Eukaryota, Metazoa, Rotifera, Eurotatoria, Philodinida, Philodinidae. The record is from the annotation of a GenBank genome assembly.